AGCUAUACUUGAUGGGAUUUGUAGUUCCGUCUGGGGGCGUGCAUGCGCGUUGAGGCUUCGGUAAAGGCGACCGGGAGGAGAGCGAUUUGGGAGGAUGCGGUGACUGGAGAGUGGUCCGUCUUCUCAUCCCAGGAAUGGAGGCACCAGGUGAGAGAGGGGUCCUUCUCACGCUGGUUCCCUACGCUGCAUGCUCGGGAUUUGAGUGGCAGGAAUGAGGACCCGUCGGUGGAUAUUCUCUGCUGUAAUGCGCCUCUUACUGAGGUGCCUGCGAAUAGGUCAGCGCCACCGGUCCUGGCCAACCCAAAAGGUGCGGCAGCUAUGGCUAUAUGGACGUCUGUGCCUGCGCUCUCUGCUGUACAACUCCUUCACUGACAGCGACACUGCCCUUGAUGCUCUCUUUGAGCCUGUCUACUGGCUGGUGGAUCACAUCACCCGUUGGUUUGGAGUGGUGUUUGUUGCAUUGGUCAUCAUUCUGACUGGCUCAGUGGUGUGCAUUGUGUAUUUCUGCCUCUUGCCACUCAUUCUGCGGACUUACCCUCUUCCCUGGGUCUUCUGGCACGUCAUCUAUGGCCAUUGGAACCUUGUCAUGAUCGUCUUCCACUACUACAUGGCCAUCACUACUCAGCCUGGUUGCCCACCACAGCAGCCAAAGAGCGACAUCGCUGCUGUCUCCAUCUGCAGAAAAUGUAUUGCCCCGAAGCCUGCCAGGACCCACCACUGCAGCAUCUGCAACAGGUGUGUACUGAAGAUGGACCAUCACUGUCCAUGGCUGAACAACUGUGUUGGGCACUUCAACCACCGUUACUUUUUCUCCUUCUGCCUCUUCAUGACCAUGGGCUGCAUCUACAGCAGCGUCAGCGGUUGGGACAUGUUCUGGGAGGCCUAUGCUGCCAUUGAGAAAAUGAAACUUCUUGCCAAGGAGAGCCUCCCAGUGACAGCCAAUAAGCAGACUUAUGGUCAGACACCACCACCUAACUUCACCUUCAGCCAAAGAGCUUUCCACAAGAGUGUUGUGUAUGCCUGGGUCCUUUGCAGUUCAGUGGCCUUGGCCCUGGGAGCGCUCAUGAUCUGGCAUGCUGUCCUUAUCACCCGGGGUGAGACCAGCAUUGAAAGGCACAUCAACCGCAAAGAGAAAAAGCGGCUCCAGAAGAAGGGCAAGGUGUUUCGAAAUCCAUACAGCUAUGGUCCCUUGGGCAAUUGGAAGGUGUUCCUAGGUGUUGAGAGAAAGAGGCAUUGGGUCACCAGGGUUUUGCUACCCUCCACCCACCCACCCAAGGGAUCUGGCUUGAGUUGGGAUACUAGUCCUUGUGUUUCUGAACAGAAGACAGACCUCCUGGCAAUAUGAACUGGACUUGGAGCACAUUAUACCAGUGUGAUGAAGACUGUAGGCUGCAACCGACUUCCAUGAAGAAACAUAGCAGAAAGUUCUAUCCCUUAGAAGAUGGCUGCCCAAAGUGCACAUUGGCUCUACGCUGACCUACUCCCAGUGGUUAGGGGAGAAAAGCAGAGGAAGUCCCAGCUGCAGGCAGCUGUGAGGGCAACAGGGGUAUCUGGCCCUCUUUGGUGUCUAAGCACACACUUUCUAGCCUGCCUAAAGUAAAAUAUUGGCAUUCCUGAUGAUGGGGGUCUUCUUCUUUUCCCCUUACUCUCAAGGAAGCUGGCAUUCCAGGGGUCCUCCUGCUCUCCCUGUAAGAAGACAGGGAUUUUUAAAGAUAUUUAGAAAUAAAACCACUUUAAUACA
Messenger RNA from Sphaerodactylus townsendi, 1741 nucleotides. RefSeq names its product zinc finger DHHC-type palmitoyltransferase 16 (gene ZDHHC16). The record is from RefSeq and is a predicted model, not a curated record. Gene Ontology annotation, cellular component: Golgi apparatus. Gene Ontology annotation, biological process: protein palmitoylation. The transcript has 11 exons. Lineage: Eukaryota; Metazoa; Chordata; Lepidosauria; Squamata; Sphaerodactylidae. Gene Ontology annotation, molecular function: palmitoyltransferase activity. Bases 212 to 1345 code for a protein of 377 amino acids.